Adineta ricciae is the source of this 1227-nucleotide messenger RNA. Lineage: Eukaryota; Metazoa; Rotifera; Eurotatoria; Adinetida; Adinetidae. The record is from the annotation of a GenBank genome assembly.
AUGGCAUCUUCUGCACGCAGAAAAACAAAUUGUUCAAAAUGUAAUAAAGCAGCUGGUAUAUUUACGUGUCGUGGGUGUGAGAAAGACUUUUGCUAUCGUCAUGUUGCUGAACAUCGACAAGAAUUGAAUAAACAUAUGGAAGAGCUGACGAAUAAUCACGAUCUAUUCGUACAAACCAUUGCCGAGCAAGAAGCCAAUCCUAACUGUCAUCCUUCAAUAGAAAAGAUCAAUACAUGGGAACAGAAAUCGAUCAAAAAGAUACAUCAAGCCGCUAAAGAUGCACGCGAAGAAUUAUUAAAGAAUUUACGUGGACACAGAACCCAGGUAGCAAACAACUUGCAACAAAUUACUGAAGAAUUGAACAAAGCACGUAGUGAAGAUGAUUACGUGGAAACAGAUUUGAACGAAUGGAAAGAAAAGCUAGAAAAAUUGAGGACAGAUUUGGCUGCGACUCAAAUGCUUGAUCUCAGUCAGGAUGAAGAUGCUCGAACGCUCAUUCCAAAAAUUUUCGUACACAAAAGUUCGACAGAUAUUUUCAAUCGAACUCUUAAUGACAUUCAAAUACUGGAAGAUGGGAACCUUGCUGUGCAUGGUCAAACCCAGCAGUAUGCCAUAGUACGUGGCAAAAAUGAGUAUUCGUCGGGUCAGCAUCGACUUUACUUUCAACUCGAGCGUUAUCAGAACAUGGGCGGCAUCUUUUGCGGUGUUGUCUCGAAAACUAUGUCUGUCGAGACAUUACAAGAUAUUCUCAACAAACUCGAUUUAUACGAGCAAAACUAUGGGCGACGCGCAUUCCAAAAUUUCUAUAGCGCCAACUCAACCAUUUCCGAUCGAAUUAAACAAGUCAGUGACCAUAACUAUAACGACGGUUAUUAUAAUCAAACAUCUACCGAUAGCAAAUUCAUUCCUGUAUGUUUAACAGCUUCAGUGUUUAUGAACAAAAAGAACAACAAAGUCGAACUUCUCAUAAAUUGUGAUGCAAAAACCAUAUGUCUGACAAACGAGCAAACACAACAAAAACAGAACUGUGCUGUAGAGCUCAACAUCUGUCCACUUCCUUGGCAAAUUUGUUUCAUCGCUUACUCGGCAAAUGAUCGUAUUCGUAUUUCCGAACUAAAUUCUGUAGACAAUGAACAAGCUACUCUCCCGGCUAGACGGCGCGGAAUACAACCGAAGAAAGACCGAAUCAAUCGCGCGGAUGAGCUAGAAAAUAACUAUAUGGAAUAG